Messenger RNA from Podarcis muralis (Common wall lizard), 1693 nucleotides. RefSeq names its product transmembrane protein 38A (gene TMEM38A). Gene Ontology annotation, biological process: potassium ion transmembrane transport. Gene Ontology annotation, molecular function: potassium channel activity; identical protein binding. Gene Ontology annotation, cellular component: membrane. Lineage: Eukaryota; Metazoa; Chordata; Lepidosauria; Squamata; Lacertidae. The record is from RefSeq and is a predicted model, not a curated record.
UGUGCGCUCCCGGCCUCUCCGCCUGCGCUCCCGUGCGCUCCCGUGCGCUCCCGGCCUCGCCCGCUUCCCCCGCUUGCACCUGCCGCCGCUGCCGCCUCCGCCAUGGACCUGGUGGGGGCCCUGGACGUGGGCGACCUAGCCGCCGCCUUCGCCCGCCUGCCCGUCUUCCCGGUCUUCGACCUGGGCUACUUCGUCGUCUCCAUCCUCUACCUCAAAUACGAGAAAGGCGCCGUGGAACUGUCCCGCCAGAGCCCUUUCGCUUCCUGGGUCUGCGCCAUGCUCUACUGUUUCGGCAGCUACAUCCUGGCCGACCUGCUCCUGGGAGAGGCCCCCGUCGACUACUUCAGCAACAACGCCAGCGUCCUCCUGGCCACGGCCGUCUGGUACUUGACUUUCUACUGCCCUCUGAACAUCUUCUACAAGUGCGUCAGCUUCCUGCCGGUCAAGCUGGUCUUCGUGGCGAUGAAGGAGGUGGUCAGGGUCCGCAAGAUCGCUGCCGGCGUCCACCAUGCUCACCACCAGUACCACAACGGCUGGCUCAUCAUGGUCAUCGUCGGGUUCGUCAAAGGAUCUGGAGUCGCUCUCAUGUCCAACUUUGAGCAGCUCCUGCGAGGCAUCUGGAAACCGGAAACAAACGAGCUCUUGCACAUGACCUUCCCUUCCAAAGCCAGCUUAUACGGGGCUCUGCUUUUCACGCUGCAACAAGCUCACUGGCUUCCUGUCUCCAAAGCCACCCUGAUAUUUUUCUUCACCCUCUUCAUGAUCGUCUGCAAGGUCUUCAUGACGGCGACCCACUCCCACGGCUCCCCCUUUGCCCCCUUCGAAGGGGUCGUCUGCCCCAUCCUUUUCGGCUCCGUCCCCUCUGGCCACCACGACGACCACCACCACCACCACGGCGGAGGGGGGCACGAAAUGCCCCCUCCGCAGCCCCCCCAGCUGCCGGCCAAGUCGCGGGAGGAGCUGAACGAAGGGACGAGGAAGAGGAAGGCCAAGAAGGCUGAGUGAGACCCCCCCCCAGGAGGAAGGAGACUGGGGGACGGGGGACCCUGCCCGACCCCACGGCUGACUCCCGGUGUGACCUUUUCUCGCCCAUCUUGGGGAGGGGGCUCCUCAGGACACAGAAGCUGCUCCAGGACCCCCACCUCGAGAAAAAACAAGGACCCCUUUUUGCAACGGCCAGACCACCCUUGCUCUUCCCCCCUUCUUGACCCCAUGGAAGAGCUGCUGUCCUGGCACAGGGAGCGGCCUGGGAUUCGGCUGCACUUGGGGGGCCUCUGGAAUCCAGCCGGACCCCCACCAUUAUUACGUGGGGCAGUGACUCGUCUCCAGCCCCCUCCUGACUGGUUCCUGCGAGAAUCACUGGGCAAAGCGCUUCCACCGUUCUACUCGUGUGCCAUUGCUGUGCCUGUGUGUAUUUGUGUGUUUGUGUCCCUCCCCAGAGCCAGCUGCAAUUGCAGCAGUGGGGAGCGUGCAAGGUUCUGGGGCCCUGAGCCCAAAACCCCACCUAAAUUAUCUAUUUAUUGACAUUUUUUGCUGCUCGGGGAAUUUCAGAGCUGCCCUUUCCACCUCUCUCGGUUGCCCCUCCUUGCCGCCAGUAGAAAUUAUUAUUAUUAUUAUUAUUAUUAGGGAAUGAUUAUUCCCUAAAUAAAAUAAAAGUUUGGGGAAGCUUUUAAUGUUUGAUGCAUUACGGUAU